Molecule: messenger RNA, 3348 nt
Organism: Cylicocyclus nassatus
Lineage: Eukaryota; Metazoa; Nematoda; Chromadorea; Rhabditida; Strongylidae
Source: the annotation of a GenBank genome assembly
CCCCCCCCCAAGUGCAAAAACGAAAAAAUACUAGACCUGGAAAAAACCUGGCUCCGCAAGAGGUGCUUAUCGGUGGUUUACAUCGUCCUGGCAGCAAAAAGGUGAAAGAGCACGCUCACGAAAGAGGUGCAGAGAAGGCUUCCGCGCGGGAGCCGCAAAAGUCCAUUACUCCUGAUCACACAUAAGAAUGAGCAAGGCAUGUAGAUGGGGAGUUGGAGGAGGAACUAUAGUCAUUCUCGUCAUCGUCGUCGUUCUUCUUGUAGUCCUUAUACCGAGAAAGGGUAAAAAAGAUGACCCACCUAUUAUGUACAUCGCGAUGCACGUAGGUAAUGCACAUGUGCGAACGCUUUGGAAGCCAACGCAGCUGCAAAAAUCUAGCCUAGACGAUUGCAGUCUUGAUGUGAAUAAGCGACAUACAUUGGAAGCAGUUCUAGCACUGAAAGAUGUGGAGCAACGUUACGCACUCAUCCUCUUUUCUAAAACAAUGAAUACUACAGCACCGAUGUCCCGUAUAGAUGCCCUUGCACACCUUCUUACGAUAGAAUCUGUAACUGAAUCGACUUACAGUCAAGAAUCGAUCGCAAAAGCUUACACAAGCCGACGAAGUAGUGAUGACUUAUUCGUUUUCUAUAUUCCAUGCGACUUUGGCUACAGAAAAGACGACGAGGACAUGCGUGCCUUUGUAGCUGAGCUGCGAAGUUCUAGCGCUCUUGAUAAAACUCUUAUUAUCUCAAAUACGCAAACAUCCCGUACUGUUGCGGACUUAUAUGAUUUGAAGGAGGAGAAUGUGGCAGGAGAAGAACAAGAUAUUUCUGGAAGAAUCUCCGAUUUUGGACAUUCUAUUAUAUCGACACGCUCAACACGCAGCCCACAUAGAACCACUACUGCGAGGAACACAACUAUUAGUACUUCAGCGGUAAGCACAAACACACAAACAUCAAUUACAUCGCGCACAAAAACACGAGGGCCAAGCACUAAACCGACGUCUUCUACGAGCACAGUCGAUCCGCCGAGGAGCCUAAACUGUAUUUUCGUCGCUGACAUGUACAAUUACCGGAACGACAUCGAAUCUUAUACUGCCGAAGCGGAACUCCUUUCUGCGGUUGCGUACGACAUUUUCGACGAGGCCGAUGCAAAAAUCGGUUUAUGGGCAUAUGGAAAUACAGAUUUCCCAAAAAAUGUCAGUGAGACACUCAAGGAUAUGACCAAAGAUUAUGAAGAGCUAAACAAAAGACUGUCGCAGAUGAAAUAUAUUGAAAUAAGUAAUCCAAAAACUACUAGAAUGGCGGUUGACAUGAUCAAUGACAUGCACGACAAGGAUGGACAAGUGAAUUGCCUGGUCUUUCUUAGCGCCAAAAAAGAUACAUUAUUCCAUGAUCCAUUGAAUCCGAGGCAUUUGCGUCUCAAAAGAGUGAUAGUGAUUGGUCUAAGCGGAACCAAUCCGAGCGAACUUGUACCUGCAAGAAUCGGCGAACUUGUCUCAGUUCCAUUCUUCUACGUGGAAUCACAUAUAAGAGCUAUAGUUGAUGCAAUUUUUGGACGAACGACUACAACAACAUCAACUACGCAAAGUUCUUCAUCUCCACCUACGACAACAAAGCCACUGGGUCCACUCAAAUGCUUGUUUGUUGUUGAUUUUUAUAGCUUUGGCACAAAGACAGAUGCUUACAUUCAGGAGCAGCAAUUCAUCGCCUAUCUUGGAUACGACUUCUUCACUGCUUUACCUAAUGCAAAAGCAGCCUUAUGGGCAUACGGGCACACAAACAUGCCGCAAGCUCCAAACCUCGACAAGAUGUGUAAGACAUCCAGUGAAUUCCAGCAAGAACUGAUAAACAUGGAAUAUAAGUACGAUUCAGAGCCAAUGUCAACGGCGGGUGCUAUAAAGGUUAUCAACGAUUUAAACGAUGAUGACAAUAGAAUAAAUUGCCUGGUUUUCUUCUCCGCACAAAAUGGUACUGCGUUGCCAAUACUCAACCCGCAGCCUGCAAUAAGAAGAAUUGUUGGUGCCGAUUUGACAUGGAUCGCAGGAAGAGGCAUCGCCAUGACUGUUCCGUACUAUUGGCUAGACAUAGAUAUUCGAUACGUUUUGAAUGCUAUAAUGGGAAGAUACCAACCGACAACUACCACAAAAACAACAGAGCGAUCGACAACAGGGACUCAGCAAUCGACGACGACAACCCAGGAUGAACUCAAGUGCUUAUUCGUUGGAGACCUUUACAACUUCGGAAACUACAGUAGCUCAUAUUUAGAUGAAGCGUCGUUCAUAUAUGAAAUUGCUACUGAUUACUUCUCCGAUAAAAGCACUAUUACGAAUGGCGGACUGUGGGCCUAUGGGUAUUCGGCUUUCCCUCAAUCUCCAGAUCUCAACAAAAUCAAUAACAAUUUCACCGCAUUCUCAAGCGAUAUACAAAACAUGAAGUAUCAUCAAACUGAUAAUCCUAUGACCCCUGCAAGGGCAAUUGAAAUCAUCAACAACCUUCCAGCCAAUGACAAAAGAGUAAAUUGCAUUGUCUUUUUCUGCGCACCGAGGAAUGCAAGCGCCCUACCAAAACUAAAUCCGCUAAACAAGAAGAUCAAACGAAUUGUUGGUGUAGGAUUAGUCGGUACGGAUCUCUCUUAUGUAGUUGAAGAAAGAGGUGUAGCUGUCAGUGUGUUUUACUAUUUCUCUGAUGACAGACAAAAAGUUCUGCAAGCUAUCUUUGGAAGACAUCGCACAACAACCGCGAAGCAAACAACGCAUCCUACUCCAGCGAGUGUUACAGCCGAAAAGACUACAACAAAAGCGUUUUCACAAAGGAAAUGUCUGUUUGUCGGAGAUCUAUAUACCCCAUUUAAAACCAUAGACAGUUAUGCUAUUGAACGCAAAUUCAUUGAAGAAGUCGGCCACCACUUCUUCAUGAGGGAAGAGGACAAGCCUUUGGCAGGAAUUUGGGCAUACGGUUACACCACAUUCCCACGAACUCCAGAUUUGAAUAAAAUAAGAAAUAAUUUUGAUGAGUUCAAGGAUGAUCUGGUUGAAAUGGAGUUUUUUGGAGAGUCUGAGAACCCAACGUCAACAGCUUGGGCCAUCAACAUGUUCAAUCAACAGAAGAGCGAUAGCCGAAUAAACUGCUUGAUUUUCUUCUCAGCCCAGAACAACACUCAAUUCUUACCGGAGCUGGACCCUGGAAAUAAGAGAAUAAAGCAUCUUGUUGUAGUUGGCUUUGCCGGAGCCGACAUGUCUGAGGUGGUGGGAAGACGAGGAGUUGAUGUUACUGUUCCAUUAUACUACAAGCCAACGGAUGUGGACAAUGUAUUGAACGCUAUUCUGAACAUGUGACAUAAAUGAGAUUUUUCACAAGUCUUGUC